AUGGCGGACAAUGGCUCUCCAACCCCCCAAUUCCUCGCGCCGCCGGCCGUUACGGCCUUGCGGCAGGAGGCUCGGAACAUCAACCCGGUCAUGACACGGACGUUAAGUGAAGACAUGCGCGAGGAGCGGGAAGACUUGAAAGAAGCUGCCGAACAGACCUUGAACAUCAUCGUGGAUCUUGACCUGGAGGGCCGUAUCAAGUGGGUGAGCCCGUCAUGGCGACAAGUCGUUGGCUCCCCUCCCGAAUCGGUCGAGGGCCGUAUGAUCUCGGAGAUUCUGGUUGGCAAUAAAAAUGUCUUUCGCGACGCGAUCGAGGUGAUGAAGGAGGAUGAUUCGCGUAGUCGAUUCAUUCGCUUCUCCGUGCAGAUGGGGCCGGAUUCGGUUCUCAGAUACGCGCCAGAACCGCGUCCGAUCGAGUCGGAGAAUGAUACGAAGCGGGAAGGAAAGAGCCCCGAGGAGAAGACUACGGAGACGGAGCCUUCGCAGGUCGAAGGCGAGGAUAACCAUGAUGUACUGACCAUGGAGGGUCAAGGUAUCAUGGUGUACGACCGGACAGAUGAUGAGGCCGGACAUUCCAUGUGGAUGCUCCGACCGCUCACCGAACCCCGCGAAGUGACCAUCGAUCUGCCACCUCAGCUUGUAGAGUCACUUGGUGUUGGCGCAGAAGUCCUGGCAAACUACCUGACCGAACUCGCAGAGGCCGCAGCCAACGAACCGGAUCCCUCAAAACACCCUGCCCCGACGCCGGUUCUAUGUCGUAUUUGCGAACGCCAAAUCACCCCGUGGUGGUUUGAAAAACACUCUGAUCUUUGCCUGCAGGAACAUCGGGCGGAAAUGGAUGUUCAAAUUGCGCAGGAGAACCUCAACGAACACCGUCACGCGAUCGUGAGAGUGCUGGAUGCGUUGGAGGCUCGACAAGGAAGGCCGUUGAUCGGCACCGAUGGCAACAUCCAACCCCUCAUCCAACCAGAGUAUAAAGGCCUGCCCAUCGGCCCAUCGCCUGUCAGCUCGACACCAUCAUCAGCACCACCCUCUGGCUUGAGCUCGGCACCUGGGACACCACCCCGCUCUCGCGACCAUUCAGCCUCUGGCAUUAUCACUCCAGGACGCCCCCGGGCGUUCACUGUUCGACGACCGCUGGCUCGCAUUGUCGAGCUGGUUCUCGAUCUCUGUGAUACCGCGCUGGAGAUCAGUAUGCCUGUGAUCAAGGAGUCACAGCGCCCGGAGAAUGGGGAGGAAUUCAGAACCUUGUCACCGCAAUCUGAAUCGCGAAUCUCUCAGGUGCUUCAGUGGUCGUCUCCUAGUUCUAACACUCUGGAACAGGAACAGGGUCUAGCUGCCCUGGCUGGCGACACAGAAGAGAUUGCAAAGGCCAAAGUGGACGCUGUUGUUCGUCAUCGCAAGAUUGUUGAAUACGCAGAGCGCAUUCGCAUCGAAUAUACCGUUCUGGUGGAAGAGUGUAUUACAGCUGCCUUGAGUAAGGCAGAGAGGAUAGCUGCCGGUCAACUAAGUGAUUCCACUUGCUCUUCUGACGAGGAGAUGUCACAGGACGCCGCUUUUGCCAGUGAUGCAGAUGUCAGCACCGCCGGGGAGAGAGACGAGUUGAUGUUCGUCCCGAGUCAAGAACCGCUGGCAUCUCACUCUCACCCGUUCCCCGCAGCUCCCACUCCGCGCAAACCUGCGACAUCGGCUCUUACGAUGUCUAUGCGCAAUUCUCCCGAUCGCGCACUUCUUGCGCAAGGCGAGAACCGAUCAUCGUCUGUCGCGGUAUCUACUGGGUCUAAUAGCCCCUUGGAAUGCCCGACUCCCCGGUCUCACAAGAGUGCAGCUGGCCUGUUGGGCACUUCACAGCCCACACGACGGGGUCUUUCGCUGGCCGAUAUCGACGCGGGUGAUAGUAGCGAUAGCAGCAUGCCCUCAACGUCCGCUUUCGCUAGCGCCAUGCGAACAGAUUCGCCUUCCUCGGAGAGGAGCUUUGACCGUAAGCGUAGAAGCCUGGUGCUUCCGGGCCUGUCGAGUUCGCCCCGUCGACAGCCCUCUCCUGCUCGGGUUUCGGGCCCUCAUUCCCCACUGCGAAUGCCAAAGCCUCGACUGUCUCAUGGCGCAGACAGCCUUCCUUCACCCAUUGUGUCUCCCUCUACAUAUGCUAGCGAGCUGGCGCAUCACCAUCGCCAUCAUCGCCGUCAGUCCUCAGCAACAUCUUCAGAAGUUCUAAAACUGCCGCCAUCACCACGUCUGCCGUCCGUUAGCCAGCAGCCUCGGCCUGCGCCGCCGUCCAUCAAGGACUUCGAGAUUAUCAAGCCCAUCAGCAAAGGUGCUUUCGGUAGUGUCUAUCUGUCCAAGAAGAAGUCCACGGGCGAAUACUUCGCCAUCAAGGUGCUGAAGAAAGCAGAUAUGAUUGCCAAGAAUCAGGUUACCAAUGUGAAGGCGGAACGAGCGAUCAUGAUGUGGCAGGGCGAGAGCGACUUUGUCGCCAAGCUCUACUGGACCUUCUCGAGCAAGGAAUAUCUCUAUCUGGUUAUGGAGUAUUUGAAUGGAGGUGAUUGUGCUUCCCUGGUCAAAAUUCUGGGCGGUCUUCCCGAAGAUUGGGCCAAAAAGUACAUCGCAGAGGUGGUGCUUGGAGUCGAGCACCUGCACAACCGUGGGAUUGUUCAUCGCGAUCUCAAACCGGAUAACCUUCUGAUUGACCAGACGGGACACUUAAAACUAACUGACUUUGGUCUUUCCCGUAUGGGUCUAGUUGGUCGUCAGAAGCGUGUGCUGAAGAGUCCGAAUGAGCCCGCUCCCGAUCUCCUCAAGCAGGGUCCGUUCCCUCGGGCCAUUUCCAUAGCGUCUUCUCGGUCGGCAUCGUUCGACUUCCAAGCCGCUUCCUCACCUGGUUCUACACCAUUGAUUACUCCAGACACUGCGGCAAAUGUUCAGCCAUCCUACUUCAGUCUCAAUCAGAGCGGUCUCAGUCGACAGAGCUCUCGCCGCGCGUCGGGCUAUCGCAGUGACAGCGCUGGUAGUGACAGCUUGAACGGCAUGUUCAGAACAUUCUCGCUCAAUGAUCCUGGAAGUGAACUCGCCACCGCAUCACCCAAUGUGCUCUCCACGAGUCUGGCGGAGGAGGAAGAGCAGAGUGACGCAGGCGAGUCUCCUCACCUUUAUCCCCUGCAGCCAACGUUCAGCAAUCCCUUGAUGCACAGCACGCCGCCGCCGCAGAGUAUGCUUCCGCCUGUAAUGGCACUGUUCGAUCCCGAGGACCAUGACCGUCGCUUUGUCGGAACCCCCGACUAUUUGGCCCCCGAGACAAUCAAUGGCAUUGGACAAGAUGAGAUUAGUGAUUGGUGGUCCUUGGGUUGCAUCAUGUUCGAAUUUAUUUUCGGCUACCCUCCCUUCAAUGCCCCGACUCCCGACGAAGUGUUCGAGAACAUCCUACAAAGGAACAUCAACUGGCCUGAUGACCCCGAGGAGUAUACCACUCCCGAAGCGUUGGACCUGAUGAACAAGCUCCUGGCAUUGGAUCCGCGUGAGCGCAUUGGUGCUAAUGUGGACGAGAAGUUCCCGAAUGGUGGUGCCGAGAUCCGUCAUCAUCCCUGGUUCGCUGAUAUCAAUUGGGAUACUUUGUUAGAGGACAAAGCACAGUUUGUGCCCAACCUUGAGAACCCCGAGGACACAGAGUACUUUGAUACUCGUGGUGCGACCUUGCAAGCUUUUGCAGAAGAGAUGGAAGACGAGCCGUCGCCCCAGGGUCAAUCGACUUCUGGAUCCUAUCCCGAUCGGCCCCACGAUGCCCUGUUCAAGGUGCGCUCUCAGGUCAACUCGAUGAAGCGCCCGUUGAUGCCGCUGCACAUCCCACCUCAUGUUCGCGAUGCCCGGGAUUCGCGGAGCCGGAGACUGAGUGAGCCAGCAUUGGCCGACGACUUUGGCAGUUUCAACUUCAAAAAUCUUCCCAUGCUCGAGAAAGCGAACAAGGAUGUCAUUCAGAAGAUGCGUCAAGAGGCCAUGCAAGCACAGCAUCGUCAAUCUACUUCGUCUUCGGCUGCUCAGACACCGAUGACGGCCUCGCAGCCUUCUUUGGAAAGUAGCCCACUGCCAAUGUCGCUGCAACGGACUCUGUCCCAGACGAAGGGGAACAACCGGCCCUCGUCACCUUCCGGUCUCAGCCAGGCCAAUUCAUCGCCAAGCCGACCUUCCCAGCCCUCGUCUCCAUUGCUGGUUCAGUUUAGCACUGGCACCAACCACGAGAGACGCAAGACUUCUGGGUCUUCUUCCACUGCUUCACACCAGUCUAGCGGCAAUUUCCAGCCCUCAUCCGCGGACCAAAACCGGGUGCCGAAUCUUCGUCUUGGCUCGGUCGCAUCGUCUCCCGUCAAGGCCAAUCGAAUCCCUGCACACUCUCCGGAUAAGCAUCCAUCGAGCCAACGGCAUGGGAGUGCUCCCGCCAGUCGAGCACGCUCACAGACCAUCGGAUCGCAAGAUGGAGGUGAAUUCCCUGGACUGAUCAAGGAGCCUUUUGUUCCGUCCCACCACAAGCGUCGCAGUCAGCUUUUCGACAUUUCACCCUCGUCGUCUGACAAUGAGGACCCACGCACCAAAGCCUUGCUCAAAGUCCAGCGCCGCCGCCAAAGCUCUCGGCGUCUUUCGCAAUUUAAUAUUCAGGAUGGCCCGUUCUUCCGCCCCCUGGAUAUUCUCAUUUGUGAAGACCACCCCGUGUCACGUCUUGUAAUGGAACGUCUGUUCGAAAGACUCCGUUGCAGAACCAUCACAGUCACGAAUGGCGCCGAAGCCAUGCGAUAUGCUUUGAGUGAAGUGCAAUUUGACAUUAUCAUGACGGAGUUCAAGCUUCCUCAAGUCAAUGGUGCUGAUUUCGCACGGAUGGUGCGUGAGACUCGCAGUGCCAACAGACACACUCCCAUCGUUGCGGUGACUGGCUACUUGAAGGACCUUCCCGAGACUCAUUACUUCGAUGCGCUCAUUGUGAAGCCUCCCACGCUGUCCAAGCUGACCGAAGCUCUCUGCAAGUGGUGCAUGUGGAAGCCACCACCAAAGGAUUACAACCCGUCCUCUCAACCGCUUGCCGUGUCAAUGCCAACUGGUCGGCAAAACCCACUGUCGAAUGAUGAUAGCCCCAGCUCGGCUUCGUCCGGGUUCGUGCCACACCCGCCCAGCUCGUACAGAGGCUCCAGCCGCGAUGACUCGGUGAGUAGCAGCGUGUUCGGUGACAUGGAGUCUAUCAAACCAGAUGAGGUACCUGUGAUCAUCAGCCGGAAUCACGAUGACUGGGACCAAGGUCAUGGGGGACUUGGUAUCUCCGAGGAUGCACAUCCUGGUAGUCCUGAUCCCAAAGCUGUCCCGGUCCCGCAUCUGCUCCAUGCGGCCUCUGCACCUGCCGCCAUGGAUGCCAGUGGUGCGUUGACGCCGCGGAAACAACGCUCCAGUGAAGCAAUCCGCGCCAAACGGGAGUCCUUGGAGAAAAAGCGCUACGAAUGUGCUGAGUCUGGCGACGACGAGGAUGAAGAGCUAGGCCAUUCGCAAUCCCGUCGCAGCCCACCGGCUCGCAGCCGUCGUCCUGGUUCCAAGCUUGGUAUCGAAAUGAUGCGCACCAAUAGUCGUGGCAGUGUCGUCAGUGGCAGUGAAGAGCUUCUCAAGAAGGAGCGAGAGGCAAUGCGCAAGGCUGGCGAAUCCGACACCGAUGAAGGGCUUUUGGGGUCCCCCGCUAGCACGAGUCUUGAAGAACGUUUUGAAGGCAUGAGCAUUCCUGAGGAAUCUGAAUAUGAUGAACCCCUGAGCCCUCGAGACUCGCCUCCCGAGCAUCAGUUAUCACCUUCUCGCCGGCGACCUUCUCUUGCGCAUCACGAUACCUCGAUCUACUCCGGGCCAACUUCUCAUCCGAGUGAUUCCAAAUCCAGCUUGGAAGGGUUGAAGCAAGGCCAAACCACGCCACCCGGCGAUCUUUCCAGGGGUGCGAAUGCCGGUCUUGGUGUUACUCCCAUCACCCCGGAGGUGAAGAUCUCUGACAACGCGUCGAAUGCAGAGGGUGGCUCGGGCGGAGACACCGAUACCAGUCCUACGCCGGACGCCGAGGCCACGCCCCGUCCUUUACACCCAUCCCCAAAUCUGGACGCUGAGCAGACUCCUCGCGCACCGGACCGCUACCGAUCAAGCUUGCCCACCUUCAAACGGUAG
Penicillium subrubescens is the source of this 6171-nucleotide messenger RNA. Its product is annotated as protein kinase RIM15. Gene Ontology annotation, biological process: peptidyl-serine phosphorylation; phosphorelay signal transduction system. Bases 1 to 6171 code for a protein of 2056 amino acids. Gene Ontology annotation, cellular component: nucleus; cytoplasm. Gene Ontology annotation, molecular function: ATP binding; protein serine/threonine kinase activity. The transcript has 2 exons. Lineage: Eukaryota; Fungi; Ascomycota; Eurotiomycetes; Eurotiales; Aspergillaceae. The record is from RefSeq and is a predicted model, not a curated record.